AAUAAUAAUUCGCAAUUUACUUUUGCUGGUUGAGUUGUUAUAUAAAGGAAUCAUUUCGAGUAGAACAUAAUAUGGAUUUGUGAAGCAAAACAAACAUAACUUGGUUACAUUACAGUUAAGUGUGAAUUGAACUUGUAAGCUAAUGUAGUGCUUGUUAUUUGAAUUAAGCAGUUAUUUGUAAAUCACUGUAUGAUGAAUAUUGGUGUAACAUCAUUGUACACAUGAUCUAUGUUUUUAAAUAGUCUUACAACCGGUUGAACGAAUGCUUUUGCAAUACAAAUAUUGUAGUACUACAUAAUAUGUAAUAUAAAUGGACGUGUUCGUCUGAAUUCCAGUUUGAAAACAAAACGAUGUUUUCAACACAACCAUGUUUUCUGUGCCGCUUAACACACCAAAAGCGUACCAUCUGUACCCAUUGAGUACGAACGAAGAAUAAGGAAGUUUGUUUGUAUUCAUUGGUGCGUUUAACCGUACAUUAACAUUUUAUAUUAUGCUUGACAAGAGGCGCGUUUAAACUAUUAAAGCAGUUGAUAUUUUUCAACAAACUGUAACACAUAUAUAAAGCGGUGUCGCACACAUGGUAUUAUAUGAUUUACUGUUUAAAACAGGACAUAAUGUACAGUAUGGCAAUUAAAAAUGUGGGAUGUAUCAUCAUUAUGGCACUGUGUACCUUCAAAUUGUGUUUAAUGGAUCCAGAAUUACGUUUACAUUCAAUCAAUGACCUGGAAACCGACAAUAUUCUUGAGAUUUAUUUGAACGGCAUAUGGCGUGCACUUGGAGGAAACCCAUUUUCAGAAGUGACAGCACAAGUCAUCUGCAACUAUUUUGGAUAUGGAUAUAUAGGUUACAGUGCAGAGCUGACAAAUGCAGAGUACAAUUACACAGGAGGCGUAUGGUCCUAUGGUCAGAAUGUUUUGAAUUGCAAAGAAACUGCCACUGCCUUAGGAGAAUGUGUUAAUCCUGCGUAUGUUAAUAUAACAACGGCAAUAAGUCUGUUGGGUUAUGAAAGGCUUCCCCGGAUUAAGUGUUCAAAUUUUACAGUAUCAGACAUUCGCUUAACUGGAGGGGAAGUUCCCAGUGAAGGGCGCUUUGAAAUAUUGGUUGGCACACAAUGGGGAACUGUUUGUACAUAUAGCCCUCCUACACCUGGAGGGUAUCCUCUAGGCUUGGUCAAUGAGGAUAGUAUAUGCCAGAUGCUAGGAUAUUUUAACAGUACGAUUCAACCAGGACGUUUUGACAAAAGCCAACUUACAAACAAUGCGUCUUCUCCCGUCCUGAUGACACUUGAAGGCUGCUCGGAUUUAAACUCACUAGACUUUGAAACACAUUGUAAUGUCAUAAAAGGUGAAUUUAUUUACUGCAAUUUCCACGAACAGGAUGCUCUUAUUAUGUGUGAAGCAAUACGCCUAGUUGAUGGACCAAACACGUACUCAGGACGAAUAGAAACCUCGAUAAGUGGACAAUUGGUGACGCUAUGCGACUAUCUCUUUGACAUCAAGACGGCAAACGUUGCCUGUAAUAUGCUCGGAUACAGUGGAGCAAAAGAAGUCAUGUCAUCAACUCGAUAUGGUGUUGGUCAAAUGCCUUUGUAUACUGGGAGAAUAUCCUGCAAUGGCAACGAAAAGUCAUUGGAACAAUGCCACCACGAUCCAAUUGAAGAUUCAUUAUGUAACAAACAACGAAUUGUCGGCGUGGUAUGCCAAGGUGGUCCGAUGAAACUAGAGCCGUUUGCAAAUAAGCCAUAUGAAGGUGUUUUUACAACUUCGCACGCCGGUAAAUGGUAUCACUUCACCGGUAACGUCAGUGAUAUAACAGCGAAGACACUCUGCAAUAUGACUGGCUUUGGUUUCAAAGGAUAUGGAAUUAGUCUUCCUGAGGGUUCAUUGACUAUACAAAGACAGUCACUCAAAUGCUUUGGAAAAGAAACUAAUGUUUUGGAAUGCACAUCGGAACCAUUUGAAUGUAUACAUAGAGACUACACUUCGCGUGGGGCAUGUGUGUUCAAAAAACAUGGCGUUCUGGGCCUCUACUGUAAUGAUUAUCAUAUUGAGGAUGUAAGGCUGACACAAGUGUGGGCAGUUCCGUAUCAAAAAUUAUUUGAGGUGUUUGUCGACGGUGAAUGGGGGAUAACUUCUGCAGAACUUGGAAAGAUUGAAGCUCAAAUCAUAUGCAAAUACUUCGGAUAUUUAAAUGGUGAAAACACGUUCGAAGGAACAUUCAAAAAUUACAAAUUCAAAAUAAUUGGAGAUCUGAAAUGCAAAGGAAAUGAAUCAUCUCCGUUUGAAUGUGCCUUUGAGCACCGUGGCUACCUGGAUGUACUUGAAUAUCACUUUACGAUGGUUCAUUGUACAAAAGAAUGCCACAAAGCCAGAUAUGGAUAUGAAUGUGACAAAGACUGCAUGUGUAUUUCGGCGAAUACAGAAGACUGUGAUGACAUGUCGGGUAAAUGUACAUGUAUACCAGGAUGGUCAGGGACAUACUGUGAAACAGAUAUCAACGAAUGUCUAACUACAAACAUAUGUCCGGGUGGAAUGGAAUGCGUUAAUCAAAGCGGUUCUUUGUGCAGUGAAGCUAACACGGAGUGCACAAACAUCGAUGGAGGGUUCAAGUGUGACUGUGUAGAAGGAUAUGCUAGAGACAACAAUGAUACAUGUUUUGCUUUAAAGGAGAAUAAUUUUUCAAACAUCUUGCUCAUAGUGAUAAGUUCAUCUCUGGUCGCUGUUUUAUUGAUUUGCGUGUUUGUUGGAGUAUGCUGCUGUGUGAGCAGAAACAGACAGAAUGGUAGGCCAAGCUCGCCGGCUGCGGAAUUACCGACGGCUGUAGGAAUGAAAGAUGUUGUUCAAAGCUCAUUAGAAACUCGCUCAGAUAAUCAAGAGUCAUCCUAUUACACAAUACAAGACGCAGGAAACUACGAGUUGUUGAAUAAGACGCCAACAUCUGAAGCUGACUACAAAACACUUCAGUGUUACGAUGUUGACACUGACGGAUCUCUGAAGCCAAAAUAAGGAUUCUGUGUAAAAUAAAAUCACUACGAGUUAUAACUUUAUUUUAUGAUUGAUUUUCCUUGCAAACUUCACAUGAAACAUAUGGCUUGAUUUUGUAAAAACCUGUUUGUUUUAUGUCGUUAAUAUGUAAUAUCAUAAUAGUAUGUGUGUGUGUGUGUGUGUGUGUGUGUGUGUGUGUGUGCGUGCGUGCGCGCGUGUGUGUGUGUGUGCGUGUGUGUGUGUGUGUGUUUAUUGCCUUGUACAAAAAUGUGCAUCCAUCUACAUAUAGUAUUCAUGCUUGCUCUAAAAUGAAACUGGUAAUGGUCCAUAACCCAUGCCGUAAGAUCCAUGUGUGUUGAUUGUUAAACUAAUCAUAAGAAUUCAAUACAUUGCCUGUGCUUUUCAAACUUAUCAUUGAUUGAUACAGUUUGCGUAAAAGCUAUUUGUAAGAUGUGUCGAUUAUGUAGAAAAAAACGUUUUAGCUCAUUAUGUUAAUGUACCUUCAUGUGUCCGCAUUUCGCUAUGUGGGUGACAUUUUAUAAUUAAUGUAAAUUAGUUAGUAAACAUUUCACUAAAACGAAUUCAACUGCACUGACCUUUUAUAUAUUUUCUUUAUGCAAAAAUAUACCAUUGGCUUAAUAAAAUAGCUUUUAUGA
Mya arenaria is the source of this 3640-nucleotide messenger RNA. RefSeq names its product scavenger receptor cysteine-rich domain superfamily protein-like. The record is from RefSeq and is a predicted model, not a curated record. Gene Ontology annotation, cellular component: membrane. Gene Ontology annotation, molecular function: calcium ion binding. The coding region runs from base 588 to 3005 and encodes 805 amino acids. NCBI's taxonomy places the organism in Eukaryota, Metazoa, Mollusca, Bivalvia, Myida, Myidae. The transcript has 15 exons.